GCCGCCUUCCGAGAAGGCAUUCUGGUCGAGCAAGACUGUAACAUCAGUUUUUGAGCGUGCGCGGGGAUUUGUUGGCCGUGCAAAGGACCUCCAAAACCUGACUUUGCAGUGUGAAUUUGCGGAGCUUUUUGGCGCUCGUGGACAUCCCAACACCUUUUUUGCACCAGAUCCGGAGGGUAAGGACGUAGGUAGAUCUCUAGAUCACUCUACUUCCAAAACUCAAGGUCGAGGGCAAGGUCAAGAUCAAAAGACUUCUUCAGCUAGCGCCGAAGCCAUGCAGAAACUAAGAGGAGUGCGGGCCUACGAGCCGCUGGUUCAUUGGAUGGCGGCGAAUCCCG
Amoebophrya sp. A25 is the source of this 338-nucleotide messenger RNA. Lineage: Eukaryota; Dinophyceae; Syndiniales; Amoebophryaceae. The record is from the annotation of a GenBank genome assembly.